CACUGUUGAGUUCUUUGUAUUUAGGGUUUAGCUCUUCGUUAAAACGGUGAACACUGCGACAAAAGCGUUCCCGCCUCUACCGCGCCAUCUUUUCUUUGUAUCAUUAUGUGAGCUGAAGUGCAGUCUCUUGGAUUCUGUCUACUUCCCACUUCUUUCCUUCUAUGCUCAUAUCCCUGCAAGAAGAUGUCGCUAACUUGAGGCUAGGAUCAGGGACCUCUUUUACUUAAAUCACUAUGGCGAGGCUCCUUCGGACCUUUUGCUUGAAGAGAGAUCUAUUCGUUUCGCAGGUUCUUCCAUGUACCCUCGUUUAUAGACAAGGGUCCUUGAUGCCUUCUCAAAUUUGUUAUUUCUCCACAAAAGGAAAAAAAAAGUCUAAAUCAAAUACAAGUGAUUCUGGUGAUGAGAAUCUAUCAAAAAAAGACUUGGCAUUACAGCAAGCCUUGGAUCAGAUUACAGCUUCAUUUGGAAAAGGUGCAAUUAUGUGGCUUGGUCGUUCUGAUUCUCCUAGAGAAGUUCCUGUUAUAUCUACGGGUUCUUUCUCAUUGGAUUUAGCAUUGGGAAUUGGUGGACUUCCUAAGGGUCGUGUUGUGGAAAUCUAUGGUCAAGAGGCUUCAGGGAAAACAACUCUUGCUCUUCACGUAAUUGCUGAAGCCCAAAAAACUGGAGGUUAUUGUGCUUUUGUGGAUGCUGAGCAUGCCCUGGAUCCAGCUCUAGCUAAGGUUAUUGGUGUAAAGACUGAUAACUUGCUUCUUUCUCAACCAGAUUGUGGCGAGCAGGCUCUAAGCCUUGUCGAUACCCUCAUUCGCAGUGGUUCGAUUGAUGUAGUUGUUGUGGACAGUGUUGCUGCCUUGGUUCCUAAAAGUGAACUUGAUGGUGAGAUGGGAGAUGCACAUAUGGCCCUUCAAGCAAGGCUGAUGAGCCAGGCUCUUCGCAAGUUGAGCCAUUCUCUCUCUCUUUCUCAGACAGUAUUGAUAUUUAUUAAUCAGGUGAGAUGUAAGCUUAGCACAUUUGGAGGGUUUGGUGGGCCCACUGAAGUUACAUCUGGGGGCUACGCCUUGAAGUUUUAUGCAUCUGUUCGCUUGAAUAUCAAACGAAUCGGUUAUGUUAAGAAGGGUGAAGAGACUGUAGGAAGUCAAAUUGUGGUGAAGAUUGUGAAAAACAAGCAUGCCCCACCAUUUAGAACGGCUCAGUUUGAGUUGGAGUUUGGUAAGGGCAUCUGUGUUGCUUCAGAGCUAAUAGAAUUGGGACUGAAGCAUAAAUUCGUGACGAAGUCAGGCGGUGCUUUCUACAGGUUGAAUGGUCGGAGUUUCCAUGGCAAAGAUGCGAUGAAACUCUAUUUAUCAGGAAAUGAAGAAGCACGGAAGGACCUAAUGAUGAAGCUGAGAGAGGCUUUUACUCAAACUGAUGUGGGGACAAAAAGGGAUGAUACAGUAAGUGAAGAUGAACGACGGGAAGAAAUUGUUGCGUGCGAUGCAUCAGAUACAACUGACGAGGAAGUAGUAACUGUCAUUGAGGCUUGAAAUAUUGUAUCAGAAACUUUUAGUACUUAUAGCAGGAGAGAAAAUGGGAAGCCCUUAUGCGGGAGUUUUGUAAAAUGUUUCAGUUAGUGGCAGUUCUUACAUUGCAUUG
Messenger RNA from Dendrobium catenatum, 1629 nucleotides. Its product is annotated as DNA repair protein recA homolog 3, mitochondrial. Bases 234 to 1520 code for a protein of 428 amino acids. Gene Ontology annotation, molecular function: ATP-dependent DNA damage sensor activity; ATP binding; single-stranded DNA binding. Gene Ontology annotation, biological process: DNA repair. Lineage: Eukaryota; Viridiplantae; Streptophyta; Magnoliopsida; Asparagales; Orchidaceae. The record is from RefSeq and is a predicted model, not a curated record. The transcript is spliced from 8 exons.